This is a messenger RNA of Apis mellifera (honey bee), 1073 nucleotides long. RefSeq lists its product as uncharacterized. The record is from RefSeq and is a predicted model, not a curated record. The coding region runs from base 329 to 769 and encodes 146 amino acids. Lineage: Eukaryota; Metazoa; Arthropoda; Insecta; Hymenoptera; Apidae. The transcript is spliced from 3 exons.
CACACCGUCUUUGUGUAUAUGCCCUUCCUCGAAAAUUUUCGAAGGGGAGACGAGGCAGUCGCGUUCGUGCUCGCGUGUGUGAAACUUGGUCGUGAAACUUUGUCGUGCGAAUUUAAUAAAUUUUCGAGCGUGCAUCGUUUUUCUCUUCCUUCUUAGUGAUUCCAUCGAAGAUGAUGAAUGGAGAUGCAACGAUAGAACGGCCUUGGGAAGGAACGUUCAACGUCACGGUGAUGAAGAGUUUUCUACCAUCGGAAAGAAGAAAAGGAAAAGAAAUUGUAUCGACGGUGUAAGAGCAUAAUUUAUAAAAAGAGGGAGAGAAGAACAAACGAUGAAGUUACGUAAAUUUGCUUUUAACGCGACAGUUUCAUCGUCGUGCACGGCCAUUCUUCAUCUCGCGUACGGGCCGCUCUUCCAGAAGUCCAGUCAAACCAGUGUAACACGAAGAACGAAGGCAAAAAGUAUAGCAGACGAAGCUAUCAGAAAGAUCUUUCGCGUGAUCUCCACGGAAAAUUCGAACGAGAAAGACGACGAAUUGCUGGUGAAACUUGUCAAAGAGGAAAUCGUAAGAACGGCACAAAGCAUCAAAACGCCAUCAGGUUCGAUCGCGGCUGCAGCCAGAAGAGCGCAAAGAUUGGUCACCGAAUUGACAGCUACAUACAUUACUGCUAUUUACAAAUCAAAAUCAGUGGAAGAAGCCAAAGUGAAUUUUUCUCGAUUUCAGAAUACGGUUCAGAAGAUUGUAGAUUUUAUCAAAAAUGGCCAAUUUUGAUCUUCUUCAGGAAGGAAAGAUAUAAAAAUUUCAAAACCCUGUUAUGAACAAGUUAUAAAAUAAAGUUGACUUAGAGUUAUUAAAUUAAAAGUUAAUCUUAAAAAUUUUCAAAAUGUACAGACUUUAUCCUUUAAACUAUAUUUAACAAUCUUAAAUUCAUCAUAUAUUCUUUAUGCCAUACCUUGGUGUUUAUUUGCAGAUAUUUAUACUAGAUAAACUUAACGAGAUUAUUAUUAUUAAAAAAUAAUACUUAAUCAUCUUAUUACUAUGCCACGUAUCAUAGAAAUAAAUUUUUACACGAGAU